AUGGUUACCAUGGCAAGUUCAUGCUCAAUUCUUUCUCCGCAUAUAGCCUUGCAACGCAUUCGCAUUCCACGCAUAUUCAACUAUAACUACACGUGUAACUUUCCCAAAGCCACAACGACCGUAACCGUUUCCCAUCAAUUUUCCUCUUUCGGUUUUCCCGGUAAAUCUCCGCGUGACACCACCGCCGUCAUCGCCACUUCAUCCACUGACGACAGCGGCGUCACGUCUCAAGAUCUCGCAGUUUUUCUCGAAGUCCAUGGGGUUCUUGUGGAUGCAGGUGUAGGGAAUCGCAUAGCCUUCAAUAAAGCAUUUGAGAAACUUGGACUUGAUUGUGCGAGCUGGAGCGAACCUGUCUAUUCAGAUCUUUUAAGAAGAAGCAUUGGAGAUGAGGAAAAAAUGCUAUUCUUGUAUUUUAAUCGAAUUGGGUGGCCUUCGUCAUUACCCACAAAUGAGAAGGGACUCUUCACAAAAAGUGUUUUACUGGAAAAGGAAAAAGCUUUGGAAGAGUUUGUGACCUCAAAGAGUCUACCUCUACGGCCUGGUGUUGAACAGUUUAUUGAUGAUGCAUACAAUGAAGGAAUUCCAGUGGUAGUAUUAACAGCCUACACUAAAAGUGGUGAUAAUAUUGUGAGGAGCAUAUUAGAAAAGCUUGGUAAUGAUCGAAGCAAAAAGGUGAUUAUUGUGGGGAUUAAGGAGGCUGAGCAAAGUUUAUAUGGCCAACUUAUCUCAGGAAAGGUGAUUGCUUAUGGUUUGGAUGAAGAGCUUGCCAAGGAAGCCACAAGAGCGGCUUCUGCUGAGAAACAAAGACUGGCAAAGGAGGUAGCAUCCAUGCUAAAUUUGAGUGUUGCGAUUGAUACUGGUUUAUCUGAAAGUCUAGAUAAGAUUGUGACUGCGCUACAUGCGGGAGCCGAAUGUGCGGGGCUACCUAUCUGCAACUGUGUCCUUGUUGCAGGAAGCCAAUCUGGAGCAGUUGGAGCUGAACGGGUGGGUAUGCCGUGCGUUGUUCUACGAAGCAGUUUGACAUCUAGAGCCGAGUUCCCGUUAGCAAUUGCCACUAUGGAUGGGUUUGGAGGUGGAGAUCUGACCAUUUCAAAAUUACGCAAUCUAUGCCAGAAGAAACAACCAAAGGAUUGA
Molecule: messenger RNA, 1134 nt
Organism: Lathyrus sativus (Indian pea)
Lineage: Eukaryota; Viridiplantae; Streptophyta; Magnoliopsida; Fabales; Fabaceae
Source: the annotation of a GenBank genome assembly